CCGCAAGCCUGCCACGACGGCGCGGCUCAAACAGGGCUGCCACUCCUACGGAUUUUUCCGUAGAUCUACGGAAUUCAGAAGAUACCUACGGAAUCUCCGAUUUUACUUUCAAAUCUACGGAAUUUUAUAGAUUUCCGCUUGUAUUUUAUUUAUUAAAUACAUUUUUACAAUGCCAAUGCCAUCCAGAUAUAACUGAUAUAAAAUCACUCAAGUAACAUAAAAUUAUAAUAUUAUAGUCUUAAUAUUGAGCGCCAUCUGUAUAUAGUCGCGAAUAGUAAAUAAAAUAAUACUUUUGGGUUUGUUUCCAGACUGUUUUUAAAAUAAAAACAUAGAUGUCACACUAAUCGUGAUGUCGUGACCUUAUUUUCUGGGAAUUACAGCCUACUAUGAAUUCUAGAAAAAUCUUUGUUUGGUCGUAUUUUGUACGUAAAAACAUAAGUUGGGCUGAGCGUGAUUUGUGAAUCGUUUUUUACAACCGUUACGGAAGUACACUAGCAAUACGGAAUAAAAAACAAGUCGAUUAUCGUUUCAGUGAAUGUAUUUUUUUGAUUUUAUAUGUACUAAGUAUCCUUAGCGGCCUCUGUUUCGAUUUUAAAAUGAGCAGUGACGAGUAUGAUGAUUCGGAUUUGGAAUCUCCCGGUCCCAGUAAACGACAAAAAGUUCGAUAUCAACAAAAAUACAACAUACGUUGGGAACAGAAAUUUAGCUGGAUAUCCGAAAGUUCAAAAGGUAAAACCUUAUUUUAUUGCAAAUGCUGUAGAGAUGAUUACGUCGGGGGGGUCACAGAAGCUACAAGACACGAGCAAAGUAAGAAACAUCAGACAAAAUUAAAAUCCUCAAAAACUCAGCGGUCAGCCUCAAGUUUCUUCUCAGUGAAUAGUGACCACGACAAUCAAGUCCAGACGGGUGAAAUUAGAAUAGCUGCUUUCAUAGCAGAACAUAAUUUACCCAUAGUGGUCGCUGAUCAUAUUCCUCAACUGAUUCAGUCUAUAUGUCCUGAUAGUAAAAUUGCAAAAAGUAUUUGUUGCGGGAAAACAAAAUGCACCGGCAUUAUUAAAAAUGUAUUAGGAAAUUAUAAAUUUACCGAAGUAGUUAAUUUGUUACAAAAACAAAAAUUUUCCUUGUUAGUUGAUGAAUCUACAGAUAAAGGUACCACUAAACAUUUAGCGUUAGUAGUGCGGUUGCUUCAAACUAACAUAACAGUAGAUUUGUUUUUAACGUUAAUACCGAUUAUAGAUGCAUCUUCACUACAUUUGUAUCAGGCAAUAAAAAAGUUUUUUAACGAUCAAAAUAUACCUUAUUCACAGAACAUGAUAGGUUUUGCUGCAGACGGAGCAAAUGUUAUGAUGGGUGGAAAUCAGUCUGUAGCAAAAUAUAUUACUGAUGAGAUACCAAAUAUCUUUAUAUUAAAAUGUUCUUGUCAUAGUUUUGCACUAUGUGCGUCAUAUGCCUGCAAGAAACUACCAGAAUCGGUAGAAACCCUGGUUAGGGAAGUUUAUAAAUAUUUUAAGUACAGCACAAAAAAAGCUGGACAUUUUAAAGAGUUUCAAGUUUUUUGUAACAAUAAGCCACAUAAGAUGCUGCAACCUUCACAAACAAGGUGGCUUUCCUUAGUUGCAGUAGUGAAACGAGUGUUAGAACAAUGGGAUGCUCUUAAACUGUUUUUUCAAAAUGAAGUGAUUGAAGACCCUCGCAAUGAAUUAGCGAAAUUAAUUAAUGAAAAAAUGCAAAACAUUUUUUGUAAACUUUAUUUACAGUUUUUAGAUUUUAUUCUUCCUUAUGCCACUGAUCUAAAUAAGGAAAUGCAAUCGGAAAAGCCAAAAAUAUGUAAACUUUAUUGUAGUAUAGAAACAGUGUAUAAAGUUGUUUUGCAAUUUUUUAUUAAAGACGCCGUUUACGAAAAAAAUAGAGAUGUUUUUUAUAAAAUUGAUAUUUACAAUCCACAUAAUCUUAAAAGUAUAGAUGAUGUAGACCUUGGAGCUACUGUUAUGGUUUAUAUAUUGCGACACCCGGAUGUCCCGACAAGUGAACUUAACAAAUUUAAACUAUCAUGUUUAGCUUUUUAUCAAGAAUUAAUGCAACAAAUUUCUGACAGAUUUCCUUUUGAAAAUAAUAAAUUAAAAUAUCUUUCCUCUUUAAUACCAACAAACAUAAAAAACAAAAAAAAUAUGUCCUUUGCUGCCCUUAUCAACCAUUUUCCUAUUGUUGGUGAAAAUAAUGUCAACGAAUUAGACAGGGAGUGGAAAAAACUCUUAAAUAUGUCAGAAUCUGAAUUAGAUUUUACAGAUGACUUUGAACAGUUUUGGAUCAAUGUAUCUUUAUUAAAAAAUAAUAAUGAUGAAAUGAUGUUUCCCUUAUUAGUAAAACUGGUAAAUCAUAUUAGAAUUUUACCACAUAGUACGGCAACAGUGGAAAGAAUUUUUUCCGCAAUUAAUCUAAAUAAAACGAAAACUCGAAGUUCAUUAAAUACAGACACGCUUUGUGGAAUGCUCCAUACCAAAAGUUUUUUUAAAAACGCCAAUGAGGUGUGCCACAAUUUUCCCAUCGAAAAAGAAUUGUUAAAAAACGCCAAAAAAUGGAAAAAUGUGGAACGCGACAUUGAUGAUUAGAAAAAAAAAUUCUAGGGUUUCUAUACCGCUGGUUUUUACUUGAAGAUUAGUACAUAUUUAUUUUUUUGUUAUUUUUUAAAGCUUUGAUGAGUUCUCUAUUUAACAUUUAUGAUGCUGUUAUUUUUAUAUUGCUUUUUUAAAAUAAAACUUUUUUAAUAAGUCUUUUUUUUAUUAAGUUUUCUAAUAUUAGUACUAUUACUAUCCUAAUUUAUUACUAUCCUAAAAACGGCGUAUCGGCGUAACGGCGUAACGACCUUGAAUAGAUU
This is a messenger RNA of Sitophilus oryzae (rice weevil), 2875 nucleotides long. RefSeq lists its product as uncharacterized. The transcript has 2 exons. NCBI's taxonomy places the organism in Eukaryota, Metazoa, Arthropoda, Insecta, Coleoptera, Curculionidae. The coding region runs from base 597 to 2609 and encodes 670 amino acids. The record is from RefSeq and is a predicted model, not a curated record. Gene Ontology annotation, molecular function: protein dimerization activity.